Messenger RNA from Cercospora beticola, 3493 nucleotides. RefSeq lists its product as uncharacterized. The record is from RefSeq and is a predicted model, not a curated record. Gene Ontology annotation, biological process: regulation of DNA-templated transcription; circadian rhythm. Lineage: Eukaryota; Fungi; Ascomycota; Dothideomycetes; Mycosphaerellales; Mycosphaerellaceae. Gene Ontology annotation, cellular component: cytoplasm; nucleus.
CGCUGCAGAAGUGCGGUUUCGCCGCGAUCCGCUCGUCUCAUCGCGAUGGAAGAAUCGCUGCGUCGGCCGUCGAGGUGCUGCGUCCCACGACGGCCGCCACCGAUGUCCGAUGUCCUACCAGACCUGAGAUGCGCUCUGUGACGGCGCGGCCAUGACAGAGGCGCUCUGAUGGACAGUCGCCAGGCCUUUGCAUUCGUCUGACCAUCCAACCAUCUGACGCAUCGUGAAUCGAGAUCUCGCAGUGGAUUGUGCUGCCCUCGAGUAUCCACCGCACACCCUCCUGUACACCCACCUGGUUCCCUCGAUAGCCCGCCCACUUGCACACCUCUGACACCGGCAUACCUCCGGCACACAAAGGACCACACUACUGUCGACGACGAGAGCGAGCAAUACACAAGUGCGUCGCUGUACUCAUGGACACCAACAUCACAUAGGCUGCCAUCACGACGAUAUCAAUGGCGCCUAACCUACCGAAUCCGAAGAUCGUCAUGACACCACCCACGCAACCUGGAGCCGCGACCUCGACGAACCCCCGACGACCGCCAGCACACCGAUCGGUGUCAUUGCGACACUCCCAGAGCCGGAAAAGUCCCAAGGAGAGCGAUACUUCGAGCGAUAAUAGUGCCCCGGGAGCAACGGACGGGAAGAAGACCAACAGCAGUGGCUCGAAGAACAGUAAUGGGUCUCCCUCGAGUUUGCAGCCGCUAGGUCGAGACAGCUCUGGAGAGAGUAGCAAUGCUGAGCAGUGGUUUCAAAAGUCGAACAACGAUGUGCACGGCAAUAGUGCCUCGUUCGCUGAUAAUGAUCCUCCAUUCUUCAUGCGGAAUUCAUCGUCGUCCGAGACACCGCCAGAAGCACAUGCUCAACACAUGAGAAAUCUCCUCAACCCAAAUGACGGCUCACACUCCUUGUCACUGCGGACAGGCCUACUUCACCUGGGAACCGAUGGAAGCAGCACCGAAGAUUUCCGCAGUGUCAUCGACGACCUGACCAUCGAGAACAAAACGUUGAAGAGACGGCUGAAGAAAUAUGAGAAAUUGCACGAUGCGCAUUUGAAAGAUGAGAAGCUGUUUGAAGUCCGGAUACAUGGACUCCCACCUCACAAGAAGCGCGAGCUGGAAGAGACGCUGAGGAAAUUUGCGUCUAGCUUGGGCGCAGGUGGCUUCCCGGCUGCUGGCUAUGAAGCCGUCGUACCCACGCUCAACGCCCAAAAAACUGCAUCGUCUCAGACACAAGCAUCAGACUCCGCGUAUGCCUCCCUUUCGGCUUCGGGUCAGGGAUCUUCAGCGCAAUCUGGCGCGGAGAGUCGGCACAAGCAGAUGGGAUCAACAUCAGCACUCCGCAAACAGAACAUCCACACCUACCUGCAUCAUAUUACAGAAGGUCUCUUGCCACAGGCUACCCCAACAAAUAUGUCGGAGCGCGCGAAGAAGAAGCUCGUUGUUCGGAGGUUGGAGCAAAUCUUCGCGGGAAAGGGCGCCGUCGCCGGUCUGCAUUCACAUCCUAUGCAGCAGCAGGAGGUCUCGCAGUCGGCAGCGCGUGCAGAUCGAGCUGCGAAUGAGGAACAAGGCUUACUUGCACGGCAAGAGGGUACUCGAGAAGCUCGUAUUAUGGUCCGGGAUGGCAAGGGCGCGACGGCCGACAAAACCGAUGCAUCAACGGACACGUCUUCUACUAGCGACAAAAACACCAAAAGGAAAGCGUCAAGGCCUGCGCCCCCCACCCUCCCAUCGGGAGACAGUGAACAAAGACCUACACGUCCACUUGAUCUUGACCCACACCGUGCGCAAGUGCCCACCGAGAACAUUCGGUACAUGCGGCAUCUGGGCUUUUCGCCACCUAACCCUGAAACGGAAGAGGCGCAGGACGGACAUGGCUGGGUGUACCUAAACCUGUUGAUCAACAUGGCGCAGCUUCACACCAUUAGCGUUACAUCGGACUUUGUCCGCAAGGCGCUGGGUGAGUACAGCUCCAAGUUCGAGAUCUCCAAUGACGGCCGCAAAGUGCGCUGGAAAGGAGGAGCUUCUGUGACCCAUACGAGCAGCAGUGGUGGUGGCUCGUCAAUUGGUGUGGAUACCCCGGACGGGCAAAGUCCACGCAAACGUCCCAAGCUCGUGCACCGCGAAAGCGACCGGUCGAUAACCUCUGGUGCGCAACAAACUGGCUCCACAUCGCGACGAGUACCGGACAGUAAGCUUGUCUACACGCCAUUGUUCUUUCACAAGGACAGUACAGAUGGCGAUAGCUCGUCUGAGGAAGAAGAUGACGAUAAUUCAUCGCCUUUCCCCAUGCCUCUGGCUGGGGACUCUUCCGGCAUGACAAGCUCAGGAAGGCAGACCACCGCCACGAAGAAGCAGAAGAAGCGCGAAGAUGGUCCAAUCAUCUUCUACAACAACGCGCGGUUUUGCACAGACUUGAGUGGUGAUCGCAAAGCGAACGGCAAUGCGAAUGCACCGCCAUACACCCCAGCAACGACCGAGCCGGUUGGCAAACCUUACUUGCCAUCGGAGAUGAUGGCUUCUGAGAAGAGAGGCCCCCUGGCUGAGGCAUCUGAGCUACCGGAGCCCAUGGACCUUGGCGACAAUCCAAUUCCAGAGUCACUUGAACUUUCCUUCCCUCCAAGAAGUCCGGCGUAUUCAGUCAAAAGCGAGCCCCUUCAACCCAUCGACAUGGCUGUCACUGGCAUUGGCGGCGUCUGGCCAUUCGAUAACUUUGCUAUCGAGGUGGAGAGUCGUCAUGCACGACUGGAGGAGCCCCAAGCUUCGUCAGCUGUCCAAGGACAUCAGUCCAGGUGUCUGCCCCCUAAGUUCGCGCGUAUCUUCGAUGAGGCCCACAAGAAACGUGAACCUGGAGCAGUGGUCGAGAAGAAGGUGAUCGCAACCAAACGCAGAGAUCUAAUCCCCUCGCAAUUGCCUGCUGCCCUGUGCUAUAUGCCCUAUGGUGAAGACUCGACUGGAGACGAUGCAUCUGACAUGGACGACGAAAUGUCCGUUGCACCGGACUCUCCUGGCGCGUUUCCACCUGCAACAGCACCCCAGCCCGUGGAGCUGCACUACGCAACUACCGACUAUGAGGAGGAAGGCGAUGAUGAUGACAGCGAGGCAGAGUCGGAUAGCUCGCUUGAUUUGCUGGCUGCUGCACGACAAAUUGAUCCUGAAGCAAUCAGGCAACAGGAGAGGGAGUACGAUGCCCAAUACGCAGAGCGUCUCGCGGAGGAGAUCCCUGCUGGAAGUAGUGCAGCAACCGCAGGCGGUGGCAGUGGCUUCGCAAGCCCCAAUGAAGAGAUGAGCCGUGAGGACUAUGAGAAAGCUGUAAGAGCCUCACGCAGGCGGCAGGCGGCCACCGCGUUGACGCGAAGGGAAACGUCAGACAGCAUGCGAGCCCUUGAUCCUCGCGAAUCUUCGGAAGCAAAGGAUGAAGACGAGGAGAUGGGCGAAGAUUAGGGUCCAAUGAUCUUGUACAGUCAUGCAGCAGCGUAGAUACUCCACAGAGC